This is a messenger RNA of Chelmon rostratus (copperband butterflyfish), 1518 nucleotides long. Its product is annotated as coiled-coil domain-containing protein 85A-like. The record is from RefSeq and is a predicted model, not a curated record. Lineage: Eukaryota; Metazoa; Chordata; Actinopteri; Chaetodontiformes; Chaetodontidae. The coding region runs from base 1 to 1518 and encodes 505 amino acids. The transcript is spliced from 4 exons.
AUGGAGAGGAUGGAUGGCUCACAGCAGAGCGCAGAGAGUCCGGCGGCGGACGUCUCCAAAAUAAACGAUGAGGAGCUGCUGAAGUGGGGCAAAGAGGAGCUUGUGCGGCGGCUGCGGAGGGCAGAGGCAGAGAAGAGGGGCGUCAUCGUGGAGCACGGCAAUCUGAUGCGGGAGGUUAACCGGAGACUCCAGCAGCACCUGAACGAAAUACGUAGUUUGAAGGAUGUGAACCAGAAACUGCAGGAGGACAACCAGGAGCUACGGGACCUGUGCUGCUUCCUGGACGACGACCGCCAGAAGGGCAAACGGGUGUCGCGGGAGUGGCAACGUCUGGGUCGCUACAGUGCUGGUCUGAUGAGGAAGGAGGUGGCCAUCUACCUGCAGAAGCUGAAAGAGUUGGAACAGCGGCAGGUGGAGGUCAUCCAGGAGAAUCUGGAGCUCAAGGAGGUGUGUCUCAUGCUGGAGGAGGAGAGGGCAGCAACUGUAGCUGGAGGGGGAGGAGGUGGAGGUGUGGGUGGGCAGGGAGGUCCUGGCCAUAGGAGCUCCAUCGACAGUCAGAGCAGCUUGUCUCAGCUGGGUGGAAGUGUCCCAGCAGCUGGCUUGCUGCGGGACGUUGGCGAUGGGAGCAGCACCUCUAGCGCAGGGAGUACAGAUAGCCCUGAUAACCCCCACCUCAAACCCCCUCCCCUUGGCUCCAAUGCCAGCCCUGGAUAUGGGUCAAGACUAGGAGAUGUGUGUGAAUCCACAGGCAGAAGGCACAGCUCCACCCCAGAGUACCACACCUUCCCCCAGUCCUGCCGCCUGGACCCUUGUGGCCUUCAGGAACACAGCCCAGAGAAACACAGCAAGUCUCCUACCAGACUACCAUGUGAUUCCCACCCCAAACCCUGCAGCUCUGACCUACUAGCCCAGAAACAGUUAUUGAUGUCAGGGCAGGCAUCACCAGGGUGUGGGAGGGGCUCAGCCAAGUCCAGCCCAGAGCUGUGUCAGAGACACCGGCUGGUUCACACAGCAGAGGCAGGUUGUGUGAGUCCAGAAGCUAAGCAAACUGCGAUGGGGACCCCUGAGCACCUUCGAAAAGGGAAGGUGAUUGUCGGUAGUCCAGAGUCUAUACGACGCCACCAUCACUAUCAGCACUGUCCUGGGGUGGAGCACCGCAAGGGGAGGUAUAGCAGUGGCUCCCCUGACAGGGACGGGGGUCAGAGGAGGGCAGCGGCGGAGAACAGGCCCCCACACCACCAGAGUCUGUACAACGCUCUGAUCUCUGCUGGUUGCUGCAGCAACUCGUGUAGGAGUGUAAACCUUUGGGACAGUCCCCACUUCUUGACAGAACGACCCGACCUAAGUAUGAACCCAGCGGACUCAGACAUAAUGUCCAACUAUGAAGACGUCCCUAUAGAUCAGACGAGGAAUAUAUCCUGGGUGCCCAAUACUGGGGACCUCUGCCGGUCCUCGAUCCUUCCCCCGUCUGGAAGAAGCGCCAGUCCCCAGCCACGUUCCUUGCAGAUGAUGCCCUAG